Scleropages formosus (Asian bonytongue) is the source of this 861-nucleotide messenger RNA. It is a transcript of the gene psma2a, whose product is annotated as proteasome 20S subunit alpha 2a. The record is from RefSeq and is a predicted model, not a curated record. The transcript is spliced from 8 exons. Gene Ontology annotation, cellular component: proteasome core complex, alpha-subunit complex; proteasome core complex. Gene Ontology annotation, biological process: ubiquitin-dependent protein catabolic process. The coding region runs from base 18 to 722 and encodes 234 amino acids. NCBI's taxonomy places the organism in Eukaryota, Metazoa, Chordata, Actinopteri, Osteoglossiformes, Osteoglossidae.
CUCUCGGAGACAGAAACAUGGCAGAACGAGGAUAUAGUUUCUCUCUUACCACGUUCAGCCCCUCUGGUAAACUGGUCCAGAUCGAAUAUGCCUUGGCCGCCGUAGCAGCUGGUGCUCCAUCCGUUGGAAUUAAAGCUUCAAAUGGAGUUGUGCUGGCAACAGAGAAGAAACAGAAGUCUGUUCUGUACGAUGAACAAAGUGUGCAUAAAGUGGAACCAAUAACGAAACAUAUAGGAAUGGUGUACAGUGGUAUGGGUCCAGACUACAGGGUGCUAGUGCGACGAGCACGCAAAUUAGCGCAGCAGUACUUCCUAGUGUACCAGGAGCCGAUUCCCACAGGGCAGCUGGUGCAGAGAGUGGCCUCUGUCAUGCAGGAGUACACACAGUCGGGAGGUGUGCGUCCCUUUGGAGUCUCACUGUUAAUUGCUGGCUGGGAUGAAGAUUGCCCUUACCUCUUUCAGUCAGACCCAUCUGGUGCAUAUUUUGCUUGGAAAGCAACUGCAAUGGGAAAGAACUAUGUUAAUGGAAAAACAUUCCUUGAGAAAAGAUACAAUGCGGACCUGGAGCUUGAAGAUGCAAUUCACACAGCAAUCUUGACUCUGAAAGAAAGUUUUGAGGGUCAGAUGACUGAAGACAACAUUGAAGUGGGCAUCUGCAAUGAGGCAGGCUUCAGACGACUCUCCCCAGCCGAAGUCAAAGAUUACCUGGCAGCUCUUGCAUAACACGAAUCCACUGUAGUCCUACUUUAUGUGCACUAUUGAUGAGUUCUGGAGUGGGUUUUCAGUACUUUUAAAAAUGGUUUUUUUCAAAAGAACAUUUUUAUUCCUUGGCUCUUCAUCCUCCUUUGUAGAUAAUUACCAA